AUGGCUGACCAGGCGAUGAACGGCGCGGAGGCGGAGGAGGAGCUCCUCGACUACGAGGAGGAGCACGAGGAGGAGGCGGGCAAGGCGGGUCAGGCCAAGGAAGGCGGCGCUGAGGUCACCAAGAAGGGCUUCCUGGGCAUCCAUUCCACCGGCUUCAAGGACUUCCUGCUGAAAUCCGAGCUGCUCAAGGCGAUCGUCGACUGUGGCUUCGAGCACCCGUCGGGCACGGGCCUCCGCAUUUGCCUCGGACACGAGUGCAUCCCGCAGGCGAUUUUGGGCAUGGACAUUCUCUGCCAGGCCAAGUCGGGCAUGGGCAAGACGGCCGUCUUCCUGCUGUCCAUACUGCAGCAGCUGGAGCCGCAGCCCAACACCGUGAGCGCCAUCGUGCUGUGCCACACGCGCGAGCUGGCGUUUCAGAUCUGCCACGAGUUCGAGCGGUUCGGUACCUACAUGAAGCACAUCAAGGUGCUACCCUUCUUCGGCGGCGUGCAGACCAGCCAGAACAAGGAACAGCUCAAGACGGACUGCCCGCACGUCGUCGUUGGGACGCCGGGACGGGUGAAGCAGCUUGCCAAGGAUGGGGACUUGAAGCUGGGGAAGGUCCGACACUUCGUUCUGGACGAGUGCGACAAGAUGCUGUCAAAGAUGGAUAUGCGGGCCGACGUGCAGGAGAUCUUCAAAAUGACGCCCCACGACAAGCAAGUCAUGAUGUUCAGCGCCACGCUCUCGAAGGAAAUCCGGCCAGUCUGCAAGAAGUUCAUGACGGACCCGAUGGAAAUUUAUGUCGAUGAUGAAGCCAAGCUCACACUCCACGGGUUGGUACAACACUACAUCCUCCUCAACGAAGAUGAGAAGAACAGAAAGCUCAACGAUCUGCUGGAUGCACUGGAUUUCAAUCAGGUCGUCAUCUUCGUGAAAAGUGUGCCACGAGCCCGAGAGCUGAAUCGCCUUCUCAACGAAUGCAACUUCCCAUCUGUCUGCAUUCACAGGGGCAUGCAGCAGGAGGAAAGGCUGGGUGUGUAUAAGAAUUUCAAGGCAGGCCACAAACGAAUUCUGGUUGCCACUGAUCUUGUGGGCCGUGGCAUCGACAUUGAGCGGGUGAACAUAGUGAUCAACUACGACAUGCCGCAGACGAGCGACAACUAUGUCGGCCGUGCUGGCAGGUUUGGCACAAAGGGGCUGGCAAUAUCAUUUGUGGCGUCUGAGGCAGACUCAGAUGUCCUGAAUCAGGUUCAAGAGCGCUUCGAUGUGGACAUCAAGCAGCUUCCUGACUCUAUUGAUUCGUCAACCUACAUGAACCCUGCAAGCUAG
This is a messenger RNA of Ostreobium quekettii, 1311 nucleotides long. NCBI's taxonomy places the organism in Eukaryota, Viridiplantae, Chlorophyta, Ulvophyceae, Bryopsidales, Ostreobiaceae. The record is from the annotation of a GenBank genome assembly.